AAAACAGCUGCUGAUUGGGAAGGAACCUGGUUGCCAUCGAGCGGCGGCUGUGGCGACAGGGAAAGAACCUGAUUCAGGAGCCUGCAAGUGAUAGCAGCCCUUGAGAUCCUUAGGCAGCUUGGCCUGGAGGAGAACACAUGAAAGGAAGAACCCCUAGAGGCUUUGUUUUCUGUGAAAAAAUAUUUCUAUACAGUUGCUCCAAUGACAGAGUUACCUGCACCCUUGUCCUACUUCCAGAAUGCACAGAUGUCCGAGGACAACCACCUGAGCAAUACUGUACGUAGCCAGAAUGACAUUAGAGAACGGCAGGAGCACAGUGACAGGAGGACCCUUGGCAACCCUGAGCCAUUAUCUAAUGGACGACCCCAGGGUAACUCACCGCCUGUGGUGGAGCGAGAUGAAGAAGAAGAUGAGGAGCUGACAUUGAAAUAUGGUGCCAAGCAUGUGAUCAUGCUCUUUGUCCCUGUGACUCUCUGCAUGGUGGUAGUUGUGGCUACCAUCAAAUCAGUCAGCUUUUAUACCCGGAAGGAUGGGCAGUUAAUCUAUACCCCAUUCACAGAAGACACCGAGACUGUAGGCCAGAGAGCCCUGCACUCAGUUCUGAAUGCUGCCAUCAUGAUCAGUGUCAUUGUUGUCAUGACUAUCCUCCUGGUGGUUCUAUAUAAAUAUAGGUGCUAUAAGGUCAUUCAUGCCUGGCUUAUUAUAUCAUCUUUAUUGUUGCUGUUCUUUUUUUCAUUCAUUUACCUGGGAGAAGUGUUUAAAACCUAUAACGUUGCUGUGGAUUACAUUACUGUUGCACUGCUGAUCUGGAAUUUUGGUGUGGUGGGAAUGAUUUCCAUACACUGGAAAGAUCCACUUCGACUCCAGCAGGCAUAUCUCAUUAUGAUCAGUGCCCUCAUGGCCCUGGUGUUCAUCAAGUACCUCCCUGAAUGGACUGCAUGGCUUAUCCUGGCUGUAAUCUCAGUAUAUGAUUUAGUGGCCGUUUUGUGUCCAAAAGGUCCACUUCGUAUGCUGGUUGAAACAGCUCAGGAAAGAAAUGAAACUCUUUUUCCAGCUCUCAUUUACUCCUCAACAAUGGUGUGGUUGGUGAACACGGCGGAAGGAGACCCAGAAGCCCAAAAGAGGGUAUCCAGAAGCUCUAAGUAUAAUACAGAAAGUGCAGAAAGGGAAUCACAAGACACUGUUGCAGAGAAUGAUGAUGGUGGCUUCAGUGAAGAGUGGGAAGCCCAGAGGGACAGUCAGCUAGGGCCUCAUCGCUCUACCCCUGAGUCACGAGCAGUUGCCCAGGAAUUUUCCAACAGCAUCCUAGCCGGUGAAGAUCCAGAGGAAAGAGGAGUAAAACUUGGAUUGGGAGAUUUCAUUUUCUACAGUGUUCUUGUUGGUAAAGCUUCAGCAACAGCCAGUGGAGACUGGAACGCAACCAUGGCCUGUUUUGUAGCCAUAUUAAUUGGUUUGUGCCUUAGUUUAUUACUCCUCGCCAUUUUCAAGAAAGCAUUGCCAGCUCUUCCAAUCUCUAUCACCUUUGGGCUUGUUUUCUACUUUGCCACAGAUUAUCUUGUACAGCCCUUUAUGGACCAAUUAGCAUUCCAUCAAUUUUACAUCUAGCACAUUUGCAGUUUGAAUCCCAUGGAUGUUUCCUUUGACUAUAAUAAAACCUGGAGAGGACAAAGGUGAUUUUCCUGUGUCCACAUCUAACAAAGUCAAGAUUCCCAGCUGGACUUUUGCAGCUUCCUUCCAAGUUUUCCUGACCACCUGCAGUAUUGGACAUUGGAAGGAGGUGUCUUUAGAAAAUGGUUUUGAACAUUCGUCAUCAUGGUGGACUGUGUCCCUCGUGCAAGGCUAUCAGAUUCGAGGGACAAGGACAAGGAAAUGUGAUGGGCCAAGAAGUUGCUGUGCGCCCUCAACAGUCUGACCCUUGGUCACAGGGAGAUUUUACCAACACUGGAGACUCUCAGGACUACCAUUACCAAGCGGUUAAAUGAAGUGAUUUAAACCAAACAGAACUCUUCAUCUUAAACUACAUGUUGAAAUCAACCCAAUAAAUCUGUAUUAAUUGAAUUCUGAACCUUGCAGGAAGUGCUGCAAGGCACCAACAUCAAAAUGGAGAGGUGGAAAGGGGCUCAAGUUUUCACUUCCAGACUUUUCUGCCGCAGAUUUAUUAUUUUUAAAUAAGAAAUUUCUCCCCACUUUGAGUCAAGUCAGGUCUGUAGGUUGAUUUUGACCAUUUUUGCUCUCAAGAACUGAAACCCAUUAUUGUCUCUAGGAACCAUUUUUUCCCAUGGCCAGCCUGAUCUUGUCUGAAGUUGCUUUAUUCUAGAAAUAUUAACUGCAGUUUCCAAAUUCAGUAAUUUCUGAAAAUAAUGGAACUGUUGCUCAGUAGUUCCCUAUCAUCCUUAAGUAAAUUCUGGAUUUUCCACCAAAUUCUUAACUUUUAGAUAUACGUGUAGGUUCACUUGCGCCACAAUGCCUCUUCUGUCACUGUCCUUCCCUUCCUUCCCACACGAGCAGUCCUCUCCCACAGCAAGUAAGGCAGCUCUGUCAUAGUAGCAGAUGAUCCUGGUAUUGUAGGGCUUUAUUCUCUGUAUGAUGCAAAGAAUACGUUAUGAAUCAGUGCUGUCAGCCUUGCUGUCAUAACUUUCUUCCAUAGCAGAUAGAAUGUGUGCCCAAAGACAGAAUUAAAGAAGAGUAAAGUGGU
Nycticebus coucang (slow loris) is the source of this 2695-nucleotide messenger RNA. Its product is annotated as presenilin-1-like. Lineage: Eukaryota; Metazoa; Chordata; Mammalia; Primates; Lorisidae. Gene Ontology annotation, molecular function: cadherin binding; beta-catenin binding; aspartic endopeptidase activity, intramembrane cleaving. Gene Ontology annotation, cellular component: nucleus; neuromuscular junction; lysosomal membrane. The record is from RefSeq and is a predicted model, not a curated record. The transcript has a single exon. Bases 202 to 1605 code for a protein of 467 amino acids. Gene Ontology annotation, biological process: protein processing; Notch receptor processing; amyloid-beta metabolic process.